Molecule: messenger RNA, 1527 nt
Organism: Hansenula anomala
Lineage: Eukaryota; Fungi; Ascomycota; Saccharomycetes; Phaffomycetales; Wickerhamomycetaceae
Exons: 1
Coding region: 1-1527 (508 amino acids)
Source: RefSeq, a predicted model, not a curated record
AUGGAUCUGGAACCUAUUCAAGAAACCAAUGUGGCGGUUGAAGUUAAUGGUUUGAAUCACAAUGGUGAUAAUGCUCUCAAUGGUGACAAGGUUGUUGAUAAUUGUCCAGAAGAAUUAGCUUCAUUCAUUGAACCAUCUUCUUUAGACAUUGAAGAGCUAAGGCUAAAUGAGCUAUCCAAUUCAUCAGCAUAUAUGGAGGCUAAACUAAAGAUACCCGAACUGAUCAAAUCAAUUGAAGACCAUAAAUUAGAAUUAUCAACAAUUGAAAAUGAGCCAAAUUUAACAAGAGAUAUUGAAUUAUUCUUUGAUUAUGUUUUGAAAAAUGUAUCAAGUGGUGAACAUGAUAGAAACACAUUGAUUGAAAGAAAUAAACUAAUAUUAGAAUCGAAAAUCUUAACAUUACCAUUAAGAAUUUGUGCUUUUAAUUAUGCUUCAGAUUAUGACCAUGGUGCUAAUCAAUUAUUUAUAAAGUUGAAAAAUGAUACAAUUUCAAUGAAAACCAAAAGAAUUCAAGACAAGAUAACUGAUUUAACAAGUGAUAUAAUGAUUAAAGAAAACGAAUUGAAAAAUUAUCAACUUGUUGAAAUUGAAGAAUUGAAUAAAAUUGAAGAAUUAAUUAAACAAAAAAAAAUUGAUGAUAAUGUACAAAGAAUUGAAAUGGCUAAACAAAAGAAACAAGAUCAAGAAAUUGCCAAACAACAAGAAAUUGAAAGAUUAGAAAGAGAAAAAUUGGAGGAAAUUGAAAAAAUACGAAAGGCAAAAGAAGAUGAAUUGCAAAAAAUUGAACAAGAAAAAUUAGCUAAAUUACAAAAACAACAAGAUGAUUAUUUACAAAAAUUAAAAGAUACUGGAUAUUCUAAAUCAACUGCAUUUAUCAUUGAUGAAAAAAUAGAGUUAUCAAAUGGUGCUGGUGGUGAUAAAAAUAAUGGACCUAUUAAAGUUAAACAAGAAGGUUUCACAACUGAUAAAGCUGAAGAGUUAUUAAAUAAAUUUAAACAAAGUAAUAGAGAAGGGAGAAGAAGACUGCGUACUGAAAGGGCAGCUAAAAGGGAAAGACAUAAAUUACAAAGAAGUAGAGGUGAACAAGAUAUUAGUGAUGAUGAUCUUUGGUUACCUGAAUUGGAUGGUAUAUUUUCAGAUGAUGAUUUACAAAAUCCAAUGGAAUUAGAUGAUGAAGAUGAAAAUUCUCGUAAUAAUUCAACAACACCAUCAGAUCAAGAAAGACCUUCACCAAGUUAUGUUGAUCCAAAUGUUACUGAAAAACCGUCACCUCAACCUUUGAUACAACCACAAACAACAAAAACUACAACACAGCAACAACAACAACCACCAAUUACUAAGAAGAAUUCGCAAGACCUUUCAACAUAUUUACAAAGAGUUAAAUCAAACGAAUUACCAUCAUCAUCAAAUUCAUCAACUGCAUCAACUGCAUCAACAACUAAAAGACCUAGUUCAAAUGUUUUCAUUCAAACUUCAGAUCCAAGAAAACGUAAAAAAUUGCUACAGCAACAAACUUUAAGAAAAUGA